AUGGGCAGGUUAGUAGGUUAGUAGCCGUUGAACUGGUGACAAUGCUGGUGCGGGUAGCUGUCCGGCUCUGCACGGGAGAAUAUGAGCAAACUAAACAGUCAGACGGUAAGGAUGUAUUAGAUCCUUGCUCUGCGUAGCAGCCCAGAAAGAACAACAGCCAGAGCGCCUUCAACAUCAAAUGUCCAAGGCAAUGCCAGAGCUAAGAAACUGCUGGCGAGGACAAGAGAGAGACCUGGAUAUGGCCUGCACUGCCUCCGAGGCCACAGAACGCGUCCUCCGCAAUCCGAAGAUAAGCAUUUCACACAGACCGGAGCUCACAAUGCGCAGCCCAAGGACCGAACGAACCCGUACGAGCAGUAUACUGUCACUUAUCCCAAUGACUGCCUCUGUAUCUACACGAAUCAAAUAAAGCAAAAAUUUAGGCCGAUUCUACAAGCAAAACAUGCCCACUUGAAUUGGGGAACCACUAGGUCUCGCAGCUGCGCCUAAUCUCAGAGGCGGGCUGUUUGACGCCUCUCACCUACGUCAAGUAAAUCAAUCGGAUGGCCAAAAUGAGGAUUCGGUUAAUCAAUUUCGAUGCUUUACUUGACUUUUAGGAAUCAAUGGUAGGCUUCAUGUUUUAAGUGCCAACUGAAUUCUAUCGUUUGACUGUGAUCCCUCGAUUAUGUUCGUUCUCAUAGCACUGUUAUCAAUGUGCAAACUUAAUCAUUACUGCCCAUGGCUGUAUUAUGAAGCUCGCAGACAGUGGCUGUUGCAGUGUCCCACACGCUUCUAGACUGCGCCACGCGUGCAGUGACACAAAUGCAGAGCAAGAGAGAGAAAGAGAGGGAGAGAGAGCGAGAGAGAGCGAGAGAAGGAGGAAGAAAGGAAAUUGAAUUUAUGUUCUGCCUGACAUGCUGAGUGAAUGCACGAACUGACAGCGAAGAUUAAGCACGCACACUGGCCAUAUUUAACGGGAAUCCAGUCGACAAUUUGCCAUUGACAAUUUCUUCUGGUAAAGCACAAGGCAACUAGAAGGCCAGAGCCGUUCCUCUCCACUGACUACCUUCCGGAUAUUACCCGGAAGAACAGGCUGAAAUGGCGCCCUCCUCCCUAUUCGAAUUCCCUCCCCCCACAGGUCGAAUCGGUCUUCCUCGGGCAAUCCCCCCUCUAUCACGUGUCUGCCGGUGGACCGUCUGUGCGGGGAGAUGAAGAAAAAAAUGAGGGAGAAGAAGAAGAAAAAGAAGAAGAAGAAGAAGAAGAAGAAGAAGAAGAAGGAGGAGGAGGAGGAGGAGGAGGAGGAGGAGUUAAUAAACCUUCAGUCUUUCUCGCAAAAGUCGGAAAAGACAGGAAAGUGGCACACGUAG
Molecule: messenger RNA, 1346 nt
Organism: Spirometra erinaceieuropaei
Lineage: Eukaryota; Metazoa; Platyhelminthes; Cestoda; Diphyllobothriidea; Diphyllobothriidae
Source: the annotation of a GenBank genome assembly